Messenger RNA from Pomacea canaliculata, 3967 nucleotides. Its product is annotated as CD109 antigen-like. The record is from RefSeq and is a predicted model, not a curated record. Gene Ontology annotation, molecular function: endopeptidase inhibitor activity. The coding region runs from base 647 to 2887 and encodes 746 amino acids. The transcript has 19 exons. Gene Ontology annotation, cellular component: extracellular region. NCBI's taxonomy places the organism in Eukaryota, Metazoa, Mollusca, Gastropoda, Architaenioglossa, Ampullariidae.
AUCACAGAGCAGCUGGUUGCCUAUGACUACGGAAAUGACUAUCGCGAGUUGUGGCAGUACAUGUCCUCUAGUGGUUGGCCCUACUCCGUGAAAGGAACAGAUGCUAAAGUGUUUUUCAGGACACAGACGUUCAUAUGUUGACAGAUGGCACAAUAAGCGAUAAACUAGCUAUUCGCACAUCAACAGUUCAUACAUCAACAAUUCGUACAUCAACAGUUCGUACAUCAACAACUCGUGCACCAGUAACUCCUGCUGGUUUUUUAAAUAGAUGGUCCAGUACUUGGAUUCCUUCCCUCGUUGUUUCUCCCCUCAUACCCUGGUUACAACCCAGCCGUAACUAUGAUGCCCGAGGUGGAGGCAUGUUAGCCGCCAGUAAUAUCGAUGGUUUUGUAGGUGGAAGGUCAAGAGGCAUGUUUGCCGUCAGCAGUAGCAAGGGUUUUGUAGGUCGAAGGUCAGGAGGCAUGUUUGCCGUCAGCAGUAGCAAGGGUUUUGUAGGUGAAAGGUUAAGAGGCAUGUUAGCCGUCAGUAAUUUCGAUGGUUUUGUAGGUGGAAGUCCCACAGAAUUUAUUGAUGUUCCAUCUGUUAUAGAAACGAAUAAAAAGACAGAAAUGAAAGUGCCAAAGAUUCGCACAUUUUUUCCAGAACGAUGGCUGUGGGACAUGGUCACCAUUGGGUCCAGUGGAACUCUAGAGAAAUAUGUGGUUGCUCCGGACACCAUCACUACGUGGCUGACCACGGCGUUUGCUGUACAUCCUCUAUAUGGACUCUCCGUCACUCCCCAGGCUUCACAACUGACACAUUUCAAGAUAUGUUCGUUAGCUUGGACUUGCCAUAUUCUGCGAUACGAGGAGAAGACAUUUGUCUGAAAACCUUUGCCUUCAAUUACCACAAUAGGCCUUUGCAGAUGCGGAUGACACUGGGUCAAGCCGAUGGCUUGGAGAACGUUGUGCUGGAGCCGGCAGCUGGAGACCCUAGCAAGCUCCUUGAGACCCGCCGCUCAGUCAUUGUUUCCCAAGACCUUGGCUUUGUGAGACCUAAUACGACACAAGAAGCUGAUUUUUGCUUCACCCCAACAAAGCUAGGCAACCUGCCUAUCCGAGUCAACCUCACUUCUUCUGUUCAUGGCGACGGUGUAGAGCACAUUCUGAUGGUAGAGCCAGAGGGAUCGCCUGCAGUACGGACAGUCUCUGUUUUCCUUGACGCCAAGCCCAACGUAGUGUUCUCGAAAUCCGUCCCACUGAACUUCCCUUCUACGGCAGUGCGGGGGUCACAGGUCAUCACGGUUAGGAUUUCCGGGAAUCUGUUAGUGCCUGUAAUCUCCAACCUGGAAAAGCUACUGCGCUUGCCUACUGGAUGUGGAGAACAAAACAUGAUCUUAUUUGCUCCCAACGUUUUUCUGAUCAACUACCUUCAGCGUACAAACACAUACACUACGGCCCUCGGGGCGCAAGCACAGAACUUCAUGCUGACAGGCUAUCAAAAAGAACUCACUUUCCAACGCAAGGACGGAUCAUUUAGUACUUGGGGGAAGAAUGAUCCUUCUGGUAGCAUGUGGUUGACUGCCUUCGUAACAAAGUGCUUUGUUCAGGCGAUGGCUCUAAAAAAUAAUGUUAUUACCAUUGAUUCCAAGACGGUAAGAUCUUCUAUACAGUGGAUUACAACUCUGCAGAAAAAUGAUGGUUCCUUCCCAGAGCCAGGAAAUGUCGUUCAUAAAGAAAUGCAGAGUGGGUCUGCGCAAGGGGAGGCAAUGACGGCUUUCGUGCUCAUCUCUCUGGCUGAAGCAAGCGUUAAAUUCCAGGGUUUGAGUCCCGGAGAACAACAAAGUUUGCAGAACUCUAUCUCCAAAGCUCGCGAUUACUUGGAAGCACGACUGAAUGUUUUGACUGACCCCUAUGACCUCGCCAUUGUGACCUACGCUCUACACUUGGUUCGCAGUGGCAGCAAGGACAUCGCUUUCGAACUCUUGCAAAAAAAGAUAAUAACAAAUGUUUACACAAAGCAUUGGGAAAGAAAUCAGCAGUCAGCCGCUCUAAACAUAGAGAUGACGUCAUAUGGCCUCCUGACCUACAUUUUGCGAAGUGACGUAGCAGGCGCCAUGCCUAUUCUACGUUGGCUGAUGGAACUUCGGGGUCCUAACGGUGGCUUCAUAUCUACCCAGGACACAGUUGUCGGCCUCCAGGCUUUGGGAGAAAUGGCUGCUGCAAACCACAAUCCAGUUGCAGUACCUUUUACCGUCACAGUCAGCUGGAGCUCAGGAGGACAGGCAUUCAAGAAGGACUUGACCAUCGACGACUCCACAAAGAUGUUACUUCAAACCGUAGACGUGACCAUUGUGAACGGCAACAUUCCAUCUGAAGUACAAAUUUCAGCUUCCACUAGCGGUACGUUUACGCAAUUUCCAGAGGCAAAAGUUGUCAUGGAAUACAACAUUAACGACUCUACAACCUCCGAGAUCUUCCAGAUUACGUAUCAGGUUGUCAAGGCCAGUGUUAAAACUUUCACUGUAGUCGUAGAAGCGAAGCGUGUGGAUGGCAAGCAGGGAGGAAUGACUCUUCUGGAAGUGGGCAUCCCUACUGGCUUUUCUGUUGACCUCACUCAUCCCAGCUAUUCCGUGCCUACCUCCAAGCUGCAGGAACAAGGUCACAGGAAGUACAUCUUGUAUUAUGACGAAGUGAACGCCAGUGGAGUGCGAGCUUCAUUGCCCAUGUCUGUGUCUCAAGGAAUCCCCGUUAACACCCAGCCUGUUCCUAUCAAAAUCUACGAUUACUACGAACCAGGUGGCAAGCAACAGCUAACUGUGUACUACCAACUGUCGCAGAAGAAGGUCUUUGUCUGUGACUCCGUUGCAAAGUACAAAGAUUGCUCGUCUGGCAGCCUUCCAGGAUAAUAAUCAUUGGGAAUCGUACAAAUCAGCUAAAAGUGAAAAUAAAGAGGAUUUUCAAUGCUCUUUUAAAACUGUUGUGUACCUAAAUUAGAUUACUAUUGUUGUUGUUUGUAGAAGACUUGCCUAUCAAUACGAUUUUCUGCAGGAGCUACUUAUUUAAACACGUGACUACAUAGCUAUGUACUAAACUAGUGAGAAUGAUGACGAUCAGUUUUAGGAAGACUUGACGGGCAGUUUGCUGGAAGAUUGAGCUAUUGCGACUGUAACAUAUCAUAAUCAUAAACUCAAUAAAGAGAUGAUAUGAGGGUGGAAAACAAACGUUUCAGUUCAGUGAGAAGGACGGUUUACAAAAGCAGGGUUUUAUUUUGUCUUCAUUGUUUAAAUAAGUGAGUGUAGAGAAAAGGGGUUAGAGAACCAUAUAGUGCAAGUUGAAAACUAGAUACCAAGUAAUUUUGAACUCUUAUGAAUAUAACUUUCUUGAGAACAUUACAUGAGGUACGCAGACUAUAAAAUAAAGGUUACCAAUCAUCAGCCCCACAUACUAGUAUGCCAUUAACAAAUACAUCUCUGGUAUCUAAAGCAAACUAUCUUCAGCACGAUUAAAGGAAAGCUUUCAUCAUAAAAAAAGAUCACCAAUCAAAACUACUUUAUAAAACAUUCGAUACCUGCUAAUACACAGACGGCUAAGGAGAGGAGACUUACAAAAUCUGAAAGUGAAGAAAUAAACUUCACUAUUCAGGGUGGAAAACCUCUACAACAAGCAAUUUCAACACAAAAUAUAUAGUCACUUACAAAGCAUAACUGCACAGAAUUUGUCAGUAUUGGUUAAAAUAAAUUACAAGAUCAAAGAAACAGAAAACACAAAAUCAACUAAAAGUGUACUAACACAAAAGAAAACGAAGUAAUAAAUAGUCUAUCUAAAUAGAUGGAGUUUCUCUCGUUUCCUGUAUUCCUCUUUCUCCCUGUCUUUAGAAGACACACAACAGAGGCACUGAAAAAAUUUCAAGACGACGGAUACAUUCCAUGUUCGUUUGUUAUAGAGUACAUCUAUAAAUUAUGAUAUUAAAGAACGAUGUUUCUCAA